CUUCAGAAAGCUCCAGAUUUAUUAUAUAAUUUGAUUCAUGGUCAUGAUAGUAAGUCUUUACAGUUUCAGAAGAAAAUUCGGUAUUAUAAUAGUAUGUUUGCUUUCACUUCUCUUGGUGAUAAAGUAAUAGACUCAGUGAAUGAUGGAACUGGCCCACCGCAAUUCAUCAUAAGUGGCCAAAAUUAUCAUAGGAUUGGAAGUUUAUUACCUCAGGCUGGUCAAGUUCCGAAAUUUGCCCAAUUAUACAUAUAUGACACAGAACAUGAGUUAACGCAUAGAGAAGGAAUAUUUGGGCAAAGUUCAGAUAUAGAUAGACAGCUGAUAAUUGAUUUGACCCAAAUGAUUGAUCAAUACAAUCCUAUAGCACAAUCAUUUAGAAGAGUGAGGGAAUUCCAUGAGAAUCACCCGUCUAAGGUGUGUUCUUUGAAAUUGUUUAGUCAAAGAGAACGUGAUCGAAGAGUUUAUAAUUAUCCUUCGUGCGAUGAAGUUGCUGCUUUGGUUGUUGGUGAUUUUGAUUCUUCUGAUACUGGUCGUGAUGUCAUUGUUAAAUCUGCAGCUGGCCAACUUCAAAGAAUAUAUGAGACAUAUGCUUUAUACUGGCCAUUGCAAUACCCUUUGCUUUUUCCUUACGGGGAAGAUGGUUAUCAAUUGGGUAUUCCUUAUCGAGAUAUUCAAGAUAUAAAUGUUGCAGGGAGAAGGACUAGAGUAUCCAUGCGAGAAUUUAUUUGUUUUUGUUUGCAAAUGAGAGAGCAUGAAGAUAGCAUUAUUCAUAAGUCUAGAAGAUUGUUCCAAUAGUUUUUUGUUGAUUCAUUCUCUAUGAUUGAGUCACAAAGGCUUUAUGAAAUCAGGAAAAAACAGAGCACAAUUAGAGGAGAAGUCUUGCAAGGUAUUGAAGAAGCUAUGUGACGCGGUGAUACUGAAGCAUCAUCAAUUGGAACUCGAGUGAUUUUGCCUUCUUUCUUCACUGGUAGUAAACGUUACAUGUUUAAUAAUUGCCAAGAUGCUAUGGCUAUUUGUAAGCAUUUUGGGUAUCCAGAUCUAUUUCUUAUCCUUACUUGCAAUCCUAACUGGCCUGAGUUUCAAAGAUAUACUAAUCGUGAUCAAGUUCCAAUUGCUGAUCGGCCAGACAUUGCUUGCCGAGUCUUCCAUGCUAAGAUGAAGUGUCUUCUUAAUGAUCUUAAGAAUGGUAUUUUUUUUUGGUCCUCUUAAUGCAGGUAUGUAUACAAUUGAGUUUCAAAAAAAAGGUUUGCCACAUGCACAUAUUCUACUUUGGCUUGAUGGAAGGAA
Arachis ipaensis is the source of this 1287-nucleotide messenger RNA. Lineage: Eukaryota; Viridiplantae; Streptophyta; Magnoliopsida; Fabales; Fabaceae. The record is from RefSeq and is a predicted model, not a curated record.